Chenopodium quinoa (quinoa) is the source of this 952-nucleotide messenger RNA. RefSeq names its product 4,5-DOPA dioxygenase extradiol 1-like. The coding region runs from base 1 to 681 and encodes 226 amino acids. The transcript is spliced from 3 exons. Gene Ontology annotation, molecular function: oxidoreductase activity, acting on single donors with incorporation of molecular oxygen; zinc ion binding; ferrous iron binding. Lineage: Eukaryota; Viridiplantae; Streptophyta; Magnoliopsida; Caryophyllales; Amaranthaceae. The record is from RefSeq and is a predicted model, not a curated record.
AUGGAGGCAAAAUCUUUGUUAGCUAUGGAAGCAGUUCAACACACACUUUUAUGGAACAGAAGGAUAAUAUAUAAUAUUAGCGUCUUUACUGGUUCACAGUUCAAGUAUCCAACUCCUGGUGCUCCAGCUCUGGCGGAGCGAGUGCAAGAGCUUCUAAAAACCUCCGGAAUCAAGAAUGUGAGCAUAGAUAAGAAACGAGGGCUUGAUCACGGUGCAUGGGUGCCUCUAAAGCUCAUGUACCCUGAAGCUAACAUUCCUAUAUGUCAGCUCUCUAUCCAAAUGACCAAGGAUGCGGCGUACCACUACAACAUGGGACGAGCAUUGGCUCCUCUUAAGGAGGAAGGUGUUCUCAUCAUUGGUUCUGGAAGCGCCACGCAUAACUUGAGGGAUUUCGAAUGGGAUGCUAAAGAUCAAGAAGUUGCUCCAUGGGCCGGCGAGUUUGAUAAAUGGCUUGAGGAAGCUUUGAUCAGUGGAAGACAUGAAGAUGUGAAUAACUACUUACAAAAAGCGCCUAAUGCAAGAAAGGCACAUCCAAUACCUGAUCAUUUCUACCCAUUGCAUGUAGCCUUGGGUGCUGCCGGAGAAACUACGAAAGCGGAGCUCAUACACCGCAGCUGGAGCCUCGGUACCCUUUCGUUUGCCUCCUACAAGUUUACCACCACCCCGGCCGCCCUCAACUAAGUCUGAUUCUCCUCAAUGUGUAUUACACUAUUAAUUACUCAAUAUAUUGUCACAUUUCAUUUUGAAAUGUACUAUAGUAUGGUUCUUGUUUCAUUUAUGUUACAUCGGUACAAAUUUGUCUUUCUAUUGUACAAUAAUUUGCAAGGUUGGAUAAUUGUUAUCAUCGGAUCGGAGCUUUAGUGUGAACAAAACUUAAUUAUGUGAGUUACAUGCUGUAAAAAUAUAAAAUUAUCAAAUACAAUUUGAGCAACUGUGCAUUGUAAUUGUGUAU